This is a messenger RNA of Plasmodium gaboni, 2802 nucleotides long. Its product is annotated as cytoadherence linked asexual protein 8. The annotation marks the transcript as partial. Gene Ontology annotation, biological process: adhesion of symbiont to microvasculature. The transcript has 8 exons. NCBI's taxonomy places the organism in Eukaryota, Apicomplexa, Aconoidasida, Haemosporida, Plasmodiidae. The record is from RefSeq and is a predicted model, not a curated record.
AUGAUAUCAUAUUUUAAGGUAGUAGUUUUUUUAAUAUUUUUCUUUCAAUUUCUAAAAAAUAAGGUAAUUUGUUCCAUUAAUGAGAGUAAAAAUGCGAAUGAAAAUUUAAAUGAAGAUAAUAAUCUAAAUGAAGAUAGUAAUCUAAAUGAAGAUAAAAAUAUAAAUGACAAUAUAUAUCAAUUAAAAUUUAUGAUUGCAAAUGAUGAACUACAUAAGAAUUUAACGAUACAAGAAAAACUUAUAUUAGAUUCGUUAGAAAAUGAUAAAUUAAAAUAUCCUCUAUUAAAACAUGAAACCGAAACAUAUUUGGAUAUAUCUAAAUUUAAAAAAAAAAGCAUAAAUGAUGCAGAUGAUGACAUGUAUAUCAUACCAACUAUACAAUCAAGUUUUUAUGAUAUUGCAAAAUAUGAACAUUUAUUAAAAGAACAAUUAAUAGAAUCUUAUACUGCAAAUAUUUCUGAUUUAAUUAAAAAGAAAUUACUUAUUGUAAGAACAUUAAAAACAAUAAAAUUAAUGUUUAUACCAUUAAAUUCUUAUAAACAAAAAAAUAAUUUAAAAACUGCACUAGAAGAAUUAAAUGAAGUAUUUAAGAAUAAUGUAGAUCAAUCAGAAAAAAAUCGUUUGGUGAAUAACCAUCGAGAGGCAUUCAAAAAUAUUUUAAAUGUUGUUGAUGACAUUGAAAAAUCAAAAGAGAUCAUAAAUAAAGGUGAAACUUUAAUUCUUGGAAAUAGUAAGAUAGAUCUAAUGAGUACAAAUGACUUUUUUUUUACAACCAACACUAAUAUAAAAUUUAUGGAAGAAUUAGAUAAUAUAUCAAAACAAUACGGAUUAGGUUUAAUUAACCAGCUUGGUCCUCACCUUAUAGCUCUGGGACAUUUUAUGAUAUUGAAAUUAGCACUUAAAUAUUAUAAUAUAUUCUUUGAAUUAAAAUCUGUCAAAUUUUUUAGUUGGCAACAAAUAUUGAACUUUAAUAUGUCAGAUAGGUAUAAAAUACUUGAUAUGAUGUGUGAUCAGGAUGCUGUAUAUUAUUCAGAAAAAAAACGUAGAAAAACGUAUAUGAAAGUUGAUAGAUCGAAUACAAGCAUGGAAUGUAAUAUCCUAGAAUUUUUAAUUCAUUUUUUUAAUAAAUAUCAACUAGAAAUAAUUAAAAUUACGGAAGAUACGGAUUUCGACUUACAUGGUAUGAUGGAGCACAGACAUAUAAGAGAUCGAUUCUUUUCAUAUAUGUGUAAUGAUCCUAAAGAAUGUAUUAUAUAUCAUACCGAUAGAUUUAAAAAAGAAAAGGAUGAGGAAGAUACUUUCCAACAACAAGACACUAGUCACAAUAUUAGUGCAUACAAUUUAUACUUAAAUUUUUACUAUUUUAUGAAACGUUAUAGUUCUUACGGAAUGAGAAAAACUACAUAUGUUCACUUAUUAAAUUUAACAGGACUUAUAAAUUACGAUAUUAGAGCUUAUGUAACAUCACUUUAUUUACCUGGAUAUUACAACAUUAUUGAAAUGUCAUUUACUGAGGAAACAGAACUUCCAACGCUAUUUUAUCAUUCUUUGGAAUGUGUUAAAAAGUGUUAUUUCGAUGAAAAUAAUGAAUAUACCUUAUUCAUGAAAAAUACUUCCAUAGAUAGUAAUUUUAUUAACGAAGUAUCCAAGUGUGAUUUGUGUAAAGGAGCAUUCUUAUAUGCUAAUUUAAAAUAUGAUAAUGUUCCUUCCAUGUUACAAAAGUUUUACAUAUAUGUAACUCAGGGUCUUAAACUGAAAAAAGUAACAUCAUUAGUUAGAACAUUAGACAUUUAUCAAGAUUACAGUAAUUUUUUAUCGCAUGAUGUUAAUUGGUAUACAUUCUUAUUUUUAUUUAGAAUUACAAGUUUUCAAGAAAUUGCACAAAAAAAUGUGGCUGAAUCUUUGUAUUUAAAUUUGAAAGAUGAAGAUUCAUUUCAUAGAAGUGUUACUACAAGUUAUUGGUUUCCUUCACACAUAAAGAAAUAUUAUACAUUACAUGUUAGAAAACACCUGCCAAAUAAUUUAUUAGAUGAAUUAUUGAAACUAAUGCGAAAGAGUACAAUAGAGAAGAUGAAAAAAUCUAUCACAUUUUUAGUACAUGUUAAUUCAUUUUUACAAUUAGAUUUUUUUCAUAACCUUAAUGAACCACCCUUUGGAUUUCCCCGUGCACAUCCUUUAUCAUUAAUUCUUGAACAUAAAUUUAAAGAAUGGAUGAAUGGUUCACCUGCAGGUUUUUAUUUUUCAAAUUAUCAAAAUCCAUAUAUAAGAAAAGAAUUACAUAAUCGAGUAUUAGAUCUAAAGUUCGAACCACCAAAAAUAAAUGAAUGGAAUAAGGUUUUAAAAAUAAUAAUUAAAUGUGCGUAUGAAAUGUAUUUUGAACAAAGGCAUGUUAAAAAUUUAUUUAAAUAUCAUAAUAUUCAUAAUAUAAAUAAUAAAAUAAUGCUAAUGAGAGAUACAUAUGAUAUGUUUAAUAGAAAGAAUUUUGAUGAUAUUUUAUUUUUUGCGGAUAUAGUUAAUAUUAGAAAAUAUUUAACAGCAACUCCUUUAGUUAAAAAGCGUAUGGAUAGAACAUUUUAUGUUGUGCAUAGUAUUUUAGGAAAUUCUGUAAAUUUUUAUAAAUAUGGUAUUAUAUAUGGAUUUAAAGUAAAUAAAGAAAUUUUGAAAGAAGUUGUAGAUGAGCUGUUUUCAAUUUAUAAUUUUAACACAGACAUAUUUACGGAUACGUCUUUCUUACAAACAGUUUAUUUACUCUUUAGAAAAAUUGAAGACACUUACAAGACUCAAAGGAGAAACGAUAGAAUG